Molecule: messenger RNA, 488 nt
Organism: Ictalurus punctatus (channel catfish)
Lineage: Eukaryota; Metazoa; Chordata; Actinopteri; Siluriformes; Ictaluridae
Product: serine/threonine-protein kinase pim-3-like
Exons: 3
Coding region: 1-351 (116 amino acids)
Biological process (GO): negative regulation of apoptotic process; protein autophosphorylation; regulation of mitotic cell cycle
Cellular component (GO): cytoplasm
Molecular function (GO): protein serine/threonine kinase activity; ATP binding
Source: RefSeq, a predicted model, not a curated record
AUGCAAAUUGUAUCAAAGCCACCUCACAACAAGAACGUUCUGCAGCUUCUGGAUUGGUUCGAUAUGCCAGACUGCUUCCUGUCAGUCCUGGAGAGACCCGUCCCCUGCAUAGACGUGUAUAAUCUGUGUAUGAGACAAAAAGGCAUACUAGAUGAACCACUGGCCAAAAUCAUCAUAUAUGUGGUUGAGGCUGCCCGCUACUGCCAUAAUCGCGGUGUUUUCCAUCGUGACAUCAAGGCGGGAAACCUUCUUUUCAACAUUGACACAAUGGAAGUCAAAUUAAUAGACUUUGGCUGCGGCGAUUUGUGGCAGGACACACCCUACGAGGAAUAUGCAGGUAAUUGCACAUAAAGGAGUAACAGAUAUGGCAUAUAAUUGAAUGGAUUGAAUAUCUAAUUUCUGAUGUUGCUGUGGGGUGGUACGGUGGCGUAGUGGUUAAGGGUUUGAAUCUCUCCUCUCCCCUUUGUGUGCAGAGUUUGUAUGUUCUC